Molecule: messenger RNA, 756 nt
Organism: Stereum hirsutum FP-91666 SS1
Lineage: Eukaryota; Fungi; Basidiomycota; Agaricomycetes; Russulales; Stereaceae
Exons: 6
Coding region: 1-756 (251 amino acids)
Source: RefSeq, a predicted model, not a curated record
AUGUCUUUGGAGCAGGCCAUUCCCUCCGCGAUAAUGCUAGUGGAUCGCCUCAUAGAUUACACCAAGACACAGACAACCAAGGGCAAAGUUCAAAGCCUUGCCAAGCUCUGCGACGAGACCCUAGAGCAAAUGAAACAGGAAUCAGACCAGCUGGAGGCUUGGCGAGACGACCAAGAAUGGGCUGUUACUCUCGACAAAUUAGCAGCAGUCCAAGAGGGCAAUAAAAAUCUUCAGGAAAAGUAUCGCAACAUGAAACUGGGAACAAAAUUGCUCAAGUCCAUCGCGCUUAGGUCUGAAGCCACAGCCUUGUUCGAAAUUGCGGUCAAGAUUGAAACACAAAUCAAUGUCGUCAUAAGGACCUCCCGAGCGCAGAAGACUAGGGCCGCCGCCGCAAAGAUGCACCUCGAAGCCCUUAGAGCUGGAUCCCGCGGAGAGCUGACACCUUACAAGAGGCUGCAGUUGGAGAUGGAGACCGAUUUAUUAGAGGCAGAGAGGCUACGGAAGCUAAGGGACGUCAAGAUGUGUGAAGAUCAGCUCGAGGUGCUUCAUGGGAAGCUGGAACCCACUCAGAAGGAGGCAGAGACUUCGGUUUCCGUUGGCGCGAAUGAUCCGAAAAACAUUGUCAAUGCUCUGGAAGAGCUUCAAGUGUUGAGUGGGGAAGAAUAUGCACGAAUCAUGGCUGCGAUGGUGGGCCACACUGUCGACGUUUCGGUCCCGAGAGCAUCAGACAUUGGUUCUGGUCCUUCCAACAGCUGA